Molecule: messenger RNA, 4961 nt
Organism: Mycena citricolor
Lineage: Eukaryota; Fungi; Basidiomycota; Agaricomycetes; Agaricales; Mycenaceae
Source: the annotation of a GenBank genome assembly
GGGAGAGCGUAUCCGCACGGUCCGGCUCAGCGAGAUUUCGGCGUGCAAACAGCUGACAACAUCAGAUAAACUUUUCGUUCUACCACGACAAUCGAUGGCCAACCUCACCGCGCUCGAAGCUCACCUUGCGACCCGCUCUUACAUCGAGGGGUACACUCCGUCCCAGGCUGAUGUGGUCGUCUUCAAGGCGAUCGCCGCGGCCCCGAGGGCGGAGACCAACCCGCACGUCGCGCGGUGGUACACCCACAUCCAAUCGUACGCCGCCGAACACGCAUCGCUCCCUGGCUCCAGCACCGCCGGCGAAUCCUUCCUCGGCGAAUCGGCCCCCGCUGCUGCUGCUGCCGCCCCGGCUGCCGGAGGCGACGAUGACGAGAUCGAUCUGUUCGGCAGUGAUGACGAAGACGACGCUGAGGCUGAGCGGAUCAAGGCUGAACGUGUCGCGGCGUACAACGAGAAGAAGGCCAACAAGCCGAAGCCCGUCGCCAAGUCCGUUGUCACCCUCGAGGUCAAGCCCUGGGAUGAUGAGACCGACAUGGUUGCCCUCGAGGCUGCUGUUCGCUCCAUCGAGAAGGACGGCCUUGUCUGGGGAAGCAGCAAGCUUGUUCCUAUCGGCUAUGGUAUCCGCAAGCUCCAGGUUACGCUUGUCGUCGAAGACGAGAAGAUCUCUUUGGAUGAGUUGCAAGAGCAGAUCGCCGAGUUUGAAGACUACGUCCAGAGCACGGACGUUGCUGCGAUGCAGAAACUCUGAUUGGCGUCGCUCGAGCCGAGCCGAAUGUGUAGAAGUUUUUUCGUGUUGUAGAUCCGUGUAUAACGACUGGGUGCAGAUUGACAUAUCUGACCACGACAUUUGAUCGAGAGAAUAACGCGUCGGCCAAAAUCUCUUGGUCGAGGAUGAUCUCCGCUCCUGGGCCCCCCAUUGGCAGGACGUGUCUGUCCGUUUCCCCCAACCAAUUCCGUCGAAGCGAACGGAGAUAAGUCCUGAUGCAGGUCCACUCGGUAGAUCGGGACACGGGAACGAGCAGUCUGUCUGGACUUGAUGCCAGCGCGCUUGUUUCGUUCCUAAGAAUGCGUCGCGGGAGAACAUGGUAGCCGGUCCACCGCGAGAUGUGUGCUGCACGAGGUCGGCCGGCGGUGCAUCCACCGUUCCGUCUGUGGCCCGCCGUGUUGCAGCGUAGCGCGGGCUCGCCUCGCCUCAUUGAGUUUGCCGCGGGUCCCAGAUAUAGUACUGUACGUGGGGAGGCCCAUCAACUCCGCUGCUCGUGUGUUGUUGUCGUUUUGGCAGAGACCGUUCCGUUCCUUGCUUCCCGUCAAAUCCCAAUAAGGUUCACCGACCUGGCUGGUCGAGAUCGCAUCUGCAACUAACUAUCCGGAGUGGCAACUUACGCAACGGACCUCCUUCGGUGACAGGGACAAGCAAGACUUGGGACCUGCGCUCAGGAUGGGGGCCCGCAGAGCAGGAGCAUUUAAACGGGACGCGCGUGUCAGAGAGACAGUACCUCCUCCUCCCGCCGCGGCCGCCGCCUAGUAUGUUGUCCCCGCUCGAGUGCAUUCCCCACGACGUCCUGCUGCACAUCGCCCUCCUCGCCGCGCUCUCAGGCCCCGGCAUCGUCGCGCCCGACCUGCUCUCGCUGCUGCUCACCUCGCGCACACUGCAUGCUGCCCUCGCCCGCCAGUCCAGCCCGCAUCUGUACGCCGCCGUCUUCAGACGCACGUUCAGCGACGCCGCGGGGCACACCGACGGCGUGCUCGCGGCCGAGCUGGUGCAGCGGUGCCGUGCCAUCCGCCGGUGCACCACGCAGGACGUGUCGCCGCGCGGGCUGCGGCAGGAUCUGUGGACGCUGCUCUGGACGCUGCUGGGCGACGACGGGUGCCACGCGCUGCUGCCGCUCGGCCGCUUGCCCGAAUGCAUAGCCAAGCUCGCGCUGCUCCAUCUGCGCGAGGACGCGUUGACGUCGGACGAGACCAAGGGAUUGAUCGCGUGGCUACUGUGUCUCAGCCUAACACGGGCAAAUGUUGCGCGUCACAGUCUCGAGACGCGGAACGCCCUGGUCGGUCUGGCUCGGCCCUUGAUCAGCGUUCCUGCCAUCACUGGUGCUUCUGCUGCUGCUGCUGCUGGCGAGGAGCCAGUGCUGCACUUCAAUCAGCGCUACUUCGGGCUGAGUCCUCCCGCGCCCUCGGACGGUGCGAUCAUCGUCACCUUCGCGCUCAAGGAGGCCGUAGCGCUCCAGGUGCCGCACCAUCUGCCCCCCACACGUGCCAUUGCCACAGCCGAGCACCGCACGGGGCCCACGACCGAGGACUACCUCGCGUUCCAGCGCACCGGCACCCGGCUGUUCUCCGAUGUCCGGGCGGAGGUUUCUCGGGCGACAACAACAACAGCAACAACAACACCCGCGCCGUCGGCUGCCACUCUAACAAAUCGCGUCGUGUCGCCGUCUGAUCCGUGGUUUGUCCAGACGUUGUCGACCCCGGAUGGACGACCGGCAGCCGUGUCGCAGCCGUAUGCAUCCGGACUGCUUGUCGGCCUAUGGGAAGGGUCGCUAAUGAUUUCAUCUUAUGACGACGUCGCCGACGCCGACAACGACAAGUCUUCUGGCUUCCCGGACUAUCUUUGCCGCACCCCGAUGCAAUGCUACUUCUCAGAGUACCACUGCUCGGCUCCGCAGUGUCCGCUAUCACUCGACUACGACCUGCUGCAGCUCUCACCAGAUCCCUACUCGCCGGAACUCGCCGCCUACCAAGAAGUGAGCGUUCCGUUGUCGGCCCCAGCGAGUGGCGACGCCGCUAUCUUGGAUCGCAUUAUUUUUGGCCAGACGCUGGCGGACCACGAGGAAGCCUGGUCGCCCGGCGGGUUUAAAUUUGCUGGGCGGGUCGACGAUAACGGAGAAAUCGCCUUCUCGCGACGCGCGAAACACGACACGAAUGAGCGAUCUGAGACGUGGAUAUUCCGGGGGCGGGUGCGAUACGGGACGGCCUUUGUGGGGACUUUCAGAUCAUCUGACGAGGCCGCCGGCGUCCGCGGGAUAUUCAGCCUGCGCAAAAAAUACUGAUAGAGACUUGCUUAUCUAGCGUGAAGCCUAAUUUACCCGCCCCAGCAGACGUACUGUAAUUCAGAAAUAUCUAUCCCACCCACUGACUGCAUCAUAUCUGAUAUGCAUUAACUGUGUUUCGCCCGCUCGCCCGCCCACGUAAUAAACAAUCGAAGCGCGCACGCUCGCACCGUCUCGACUUAUCUCGCCCCUCCACUGGUCCAAGAUGUCUACCACCCAUUCCGGGCACACCCUCUUUUUGGGACGGCUCUUUCGUGAGAGUCUGAGCGGGCCUUCGCUGUGAAGAAUCUCCGGACGUCAAGAUGCCCUCCCACGCGGCUGGGCCUGUCGGCGGAGGACCAGCUUGGCCACAUGGCGGCAGGUGCCCAGACCGCGCUCACGGAGAUGCACAAGCACAGGCGCAUCGACGGAUGUGCCUUUUCGCAUGAAGUCAUCAUCAGAGAUCUGCGUCGUGUGGGAGUCAAUCGGCAUGACAGAGACGCGGCAGCGUCCGGAUGAGGGCAUCGGUAGGGCUUAGUACGGACCCGGGGAUUCCACUCGCCCGCCGCCGUCUCUCAUGUCCGAUCAACUGGACUCCAUGCAAUUCACUUCCGCUAAAACCUCCGUCGAUGUCGAUGUAACAGCAGGUCGGCGGCUGGCCGCAUGAAACGGCUGCGUAGCGCGUAAGCGUAAUGGAUGGUGACAGAGGUCGAGAUCGAGUCCAGACGGAAUUGGCGAAGCCGUUCCGGCGCAUCGGUGUGCUGUCCAUCCAUCUCAUCUGCGAGUUUCCGUGCAGGUAAGGCGGGAGCCCCAAAGCGGCAAGUGUUCUUGCCCUGGGGGUGGCUCAUGAGAGCAUGUGAUGUGAUGUAGGUGUUUCGUUGGGGACAACCACUCUUCCAACCCUAGUUACAAGGGUUUCUCGUUCUCGUCAACCACAGUGAUAGAAGGCGGGAUUUGACCGCCGGCUGCCGAUGACCUUGCACGAAUAUGAACUGUGCAUGCCAUAUAUGGCAACUGUGCUCCAUCAGCCGGGGGUAUGCUCUGUGCGCUGCGCUCUGUGCUCUGAUGAGAUGUUCAUGUAGUGUGGGCGCUGUAAAAUGAAAAAGGCCACACGCGACGUCCGGAAGUUGGAAAGCGGGAACUGCGCGCGCGCACACACGGAGAUGCGAUGGUGGCACUCGCCAGUCGCCGGGUUCCGGCUUUCCUCGCUGAGCUGGGGAGAGGCAUAAUGAUGACGCCUACGUCGCAUGCCAGUUCAUUUCUGAUAUCAAUCCAUCACCAGCGGACAUCUGCGAGAAGACCGCUGCCCAACUCGGACGGUGCAUGGCCCGUUUCAAGGUUGCUGUGAUCAUCAUGGGACCGUGUCAAGCACGGCCCAACCCGAGGGCCACCAUCAGCCACGUGACGACAGUUGAACUGGAAGUUGAACGAUCAACAAGGUUCCAAGCUAUUCAGCUAGGCGAGUAUGUAUUGUAUCGAUACUUGUCCGUCACAAACCUUGAUAUUUGGCCGAGGUCUUCCUCGGAGUGGAGCAGGGAAGCCCAUUGGGAAUAGACGAUCAAUCUGCCGAUUGAACCUUGACAAGUCCUGACGACGCCCACAAACCGGGUUCACCCCAAUUCGAACCUCGAUAUCGGGCGAGCCGGAUUGGCUACAGAGUGCCUCUUUGCCGGCUUCUUCACACGUCUUGGACAAGUCCCCGUUUCGUCCUGUCUGCGCGCCUGGACUUGGAGCGCGAGACUCAAUUGUAUUGGUCUGAAUGCCGUGCGCUCCGUGCGAGUCAGUUGUCUGGAUUGCGAACUGCGCCGCCGCCGCCUCUAUAGAGGCCGGUAAAACGGAGACCUCUGUCACAUGCGUUCUCUGCACCUGGUAUGGAAGGUGCUGCUGCUUCCCGCGUUUCGGCAGCGCGGUCUCCACUUCUCUCGGCAGCAG